Molecule: messenger RNA, 1609 nt
Organism: Lactuca sativa (garden lettuce)
Lineage: Eukaryota; Viridiplantae; Streptophyta; Magnoliopsida; Asterales; Asteraceae
Molecular function (GO): RNA binding
Source: RefSeq, a predicted model, not a curated record
AUGUACCCAAACCCAAUGUACCCACAACAACAACCUCCUUACAACCAAUACUCUAACUACCAACCUUAUCCACCACCAAUCUACAAUCCCCAACAAUAUCCAUACCCACCUUAUCAUCAACCACCCAAUUACUUGCAACAAUAUCCCAAUAACCCCAAUCCACCUCAAGAGUUGACACUUAGACAAAUGAUGGAAACGGAUAUUACUCACACACCUCUUGUUAUUGUUUAUCCCGCAAACCGCCGAGGGAUUGAAUUGAAGUCAAGUUUCAUCCAUCAACUAACCAAAUUCCAUGGGUUGGAUAGAGAAGAUCCUCAAAAGCAUUUGAAGUCCUUUCAUAUGAUAUGUGUUAGCAAUUUGCCCGACAAUGUGACAUUGGAUGAUUUCAAGUUAACCGCAUUCCCGCUCACCUUGGAAGACAAAGCUAGAGAGUGGUUAUUCAACUUACCACCGGGAUCAAUUCACACAUGGGAAGAGUUACUCAAGGACUUCAAUAGAAAAUUCUAUCCCACCUCCCGCAUUUCAAGUCAAAGAAAAAAAAUAGAAGAUGGUGAAGAAGUAGCAGUAGAGGAAGUGGAGGAUGAACAGUCGAAAAUGGAAGGAAUGGCAUCAAUAGCGUUGUUACUAGAUGGCAGCCAUACGGAGGUCAACAUUCUUUUCUCCACAAAUUUCUGCCCUUGGGUAAGAACUGUGAAGGUAAUCAAUGUUUCCUUAAGUGCUUCCGAGCAAGACAUCAAGGAAUUCUUUUCGUUUUCUGGUGAUAUUGAAUAUAUUGAGAUGAAAAGUGAGAAUGAGCGAGCUCAAAAUGCAUUCGUCACUUUCAAGGAGCCUCAAGGUGCAGAGACUACAGUUCUACUCUCGGGAGCAACUAUAGUUGACCAAUCUGUUACCAUUGUUCUUGCACCAGAGUACACUCUCCCUCCUUUUACAACUACACUUUCAGAUCAACAAAACACCGCAACAGGGGGGCAAGGUGUGGGAGGUGCUGAAUCUGCUGUUCAAAAAGCAGAAGAUGUUGUGAGCAGUAUGUUGGCAAAAGGUUUCAUACUGGGAAAAGAUGCAGUAAACAAAGCCAAAUUGUUUGAUGAGAAAGUCCAGUUUACAUCAACAGCUGCAGCAAAAGCAGCUACAAUAGACCAGAAGAUUGGUCUAACUGAGAAAAUCAACCUGGGGACAGCAUUAGUGAAUGAGAAAGUGAAAGAGAUGGAUCAGAAGUUUCAGGUGUCUGAAAAGACAAAAACGGCCUUUGCGACUGCAGAGCAGACUGUAAGUGUUGCUGGAUCUGCCCUUAUGAAGAACCGGUAUGUGCUGACUGGGACCGCCUGGGUCGCCGGAGCUUUCAGCAGGGUGACGAAAGCCGCCGGAGAAGUGGGACAAAAGACCAUGGAGAAGGUGGCGGUGGAAGAACAGGCGGCUGGAACGGGAACCACCAGGACUAUUCAUCAAGAACCACCGCCUACUUCUACACACCCUGCUACUAGUUGAACAAGAGCAUCACAUGAUCAGGUCUUGUUGCUUCAGUCAAGUGUUAGGCUGUAGAUUAUGCAGGAUUUAUGGAUUUUAUUAUUAUGAAUUUUCUGUUUUUUUUUUCAUGGUUUUAUUGGUUUAG